This is a messenger RNA of Alligator sinensis (Chinese alligator), 2099 nucleotides long. Its product is annotated as protocadherin gamma-A4-like. NCBI's taxonomy places the organism in Eukaryota, Metazoa, Chordata, Crocodylia, Alligatoridae. The record is from RefSeq and is a predicted model, not a curated record. The transcript is spliced from 3 exons. Gene Ontology annotation, biological process: homophilic cell-cell adhesion. Gene Ontology annotation, cellular component: plasma membrane. Gene Ontology annotation, molecular function: calcium ion binding.
GUUACUGAUUAAGAUGAGUCCUUGAUAGAUUUCCUGUAGGCUUUGGUCAGAAGCAGGGACAGAAACAGCCUAGGUCCCUAAUCACGACACACGGAGGUGAAAGAACGGGGAAAAUGUUGUGUAUCUACUCAACAAUGGCAGAAACACAAAGCCGACAUGAUUGCAAGAGCCGCGCCGCACUGUGCUGCGUGGUGCUGGCAGUGUGCGGGGCCGCUGUGGCCGGGUAGAUCCGCUACUCAAUCCCCGAGGAAAUGCAGAAAGGCUCCUUCGUGGGCAAUAUCGCGCAGGACCUGGGGCUGGAAGCCAAGGCCCUGUCGGAGCGCGGUGCCCGCGUGGUUUCUAGAGGUAGGAUGCAAUAUUUUGCUUUGGAUUUGAAAAACGGCCAUUUAUACAUGAAUGAACUGGUGGACAGAGAGGAGACCUGCGGUCAUAUUGCAAAAUGCGUGUUAAAUGUUGAGAUUCUUGUAGAAAAUCCGGUGAAACUUUAUAGAAGUGAAGUGGAAAUACAGGACAUAAAUGAUAAUUCACCCACAUUUCCAGAAAAUGAAAGUGUGUUAGAAAUCAUGGAGUACACAGCACCUGGCACACGCUUCCCGUUGGAAAAGGCUCACGACUCAGACGUGGGACUGAAUUCUCUACAAAAAUACGUGUGUAGCGAAAACGACUAUUUUAUCUUGAAUGUGAAAACUGGAGAUGAUGGCGUAAAAUACCCGGAAUUAAUAUUGCAAAAAUAUUUGGAUUGGGAACAGCAAGCAGUUCAUCAUUUGAUUCUCACAGCUACUGAUGGUGGGAAUCCUAUCAAAUCUGGAUCAACAGUAAUCCGAAUUCAAGUGUUAGAUGGAAACGACAACGUCCCAGAAUUUACCCAAUCUGUGUAUAAAGUGAAUGUGAAGGAAAACGUGCCUGUGGGCUCCGUGGUACUUCUGGUAAAAGCCACCGACAAGGACGAAGGGACAAACGCGCAGAUCAAGUACUCCUUCCUCAAGAUUUUGGAGAAAUUUAACAGAAACUUUAAGGUGGACUCUGAAACUGGGGAUAUUACAGUAAUGGAAAAGCUGGACUUUGAAGAAAUGGCUUUUUAUGAACUCGACAUACAAGCGAGGGACGAAGGUGGACUGUCGGCACACAGCAAAGUUCUGAUAGAGGUCGUUGACAUCAAUAACCACGUACCCGAGAUCACGGUCAAUUCCGUUUUCACUCCAGUUGCCGAAGAUUCCCAGAUAGGUGCAGUCAUUGCUAUUUUUAACGUGCAAGACAGAGAUUCCAGGGAUAAUGGUGAGAUCAUAUGCUCCAUCCCAGAUAACCUCCCGUUCAAAUUGCAGCGGUCAUUUGACGAUUAUUAUUCUUUGGUGACGGCCAGAGACCUGGACCGGGAGCAGGUGGCGGAUUACAACGUGACGGUCACGGCCCGGGACCGCGGGGCGCCGCCGCUGUGGUCCGCCACGACGAUCGCGGUGCAGGUGUCGGACGUGAACGACACCGCGCCGGCCUUCAGCCAGGCGGCCUACAGCGUGUGGGUGAGCGAGAACAACGCCCGCGGCGCCUCGGUGUUCUGCGCGCGGGCGGCCGACGCGGACUGGGGCGACAACGCCCGGGUGACGUACUGGCUGGCGGAGGGCGAGCUGCAGGGCGCGCCGCUGUCGUCGUGGCUGUCGGUGCAGGCGGAGAGCGGCGCGGUGCAUGCGCUGCGCGCCCUGGACUACGAGCAGGUGCGCGAGAUCCGCUUCGCCGUGGAGGCGCGGGACGGCCGCGCGGCGCAGCUGCUGGGCUCGGCCGGCGGCGCCCUGGCCGGGGUGCCCGUCUCGCACUUCGCGGGCAUCGACGGCGUCCGUGCUUUCCUGCACUCCUACUCCCAGGACGUGUCUCUCACGGCGGGCUCCAGGAAGAGCCAGCUGAGGCUUUCCACGGCAAGUUGUCCCAGCACGCUCACACGCCAACAAGAAUCGAAUAAAUCCGUACCUUUGUUAAUUGCAGACGUGACAAAUGUCUCUCCUGGAGAUUGGAGCUUCGUACAGCCUUCACCCAACUUUGCAGCCAUUAAGAAGUAUGCCCCCUGCAUCUGCCUGCUCCACCACAGUGUUGGACUCCUCUUCAUCUGA